GUUUCUAAUGCACAACAAGAAAACGCGUUCGCGACUGCGCGUUUCUCACUUCGAAGGACGAGUUCCGCAACUCCAUUUCGAGUGUACAUCCACCGCAGGUGCUGUUGUGUCGGAUAGCCAAAAAUCACGGAGCAUACGGGCGGUUUUCUCCUUUUGCUUCCGCCGGCAAGAAGCGCCACAAUAAUUCAACGCUCUCUCUUCCUUCCCUUCUUCUCUCCGACUUCUCCCUCUCCGUCUCCUCUCUUUUCGCCUGGACUCUCGCGUCUCUCCCUCUCUGGGAGGCAGCUCUCAGCGUCGCGCUCUCUCCUAUAUACAGAGGCGAGGCCUAAACGUUCACCUGUCUGUCGCUGUUUUGUGUCGUUCAGAAGCGAAUUUGAAUCUCCAAAGACAGCCUGGUAGUGCACAAACGCGCAUGCAUGAGUUCUUCUGCUCUGAGUGAAGCUUCCUGUCGCUGUCAGCCGUCGCGGUCCUCGUCUCUCCUGGCUCAACCGCCGUCGUGUUCUUCCCGGAAGAAAGCCGUCUGCAGGAAAUCCAGGAGGUCGUCUUCUGAGCUUUCUGAGAUCCAUUUUCAAGUUUUUUCUUCCACACAUCCCAUAUUUUGGUUGAAGGUGCACGAAUUCGAUUAUUUCUCAAAACCUUCGCUUCACAAAAAUCCUUCUCCGUCGAGCUGCACCUGAACUUUCCAUCCCCGUCGUCGCGUCGCCUUUACGCGCCUCUCUCCUCAGCCUCCUCACCGGUCUUUCGGCUCUAGCAAGCCUCUCAGGGAAGUUGUGGGUGUAUGUACAGGUCGUGUCGGUCGCUGCUUCUCUGCAAGCUGCUCCUCGGUGGCUUUUCUGCCUCGACAGCCUUCCAGAUACACCUUGCCUUUUUGAUUCUGUGAGAACCGUUUUGGAACGCGACCAUUUUCUUCCUCUUUUUCCGGCUCACGCUACGUCUCCGCGUCUCCCUGUCGCAGCUUCUUCUCGCUUGCUGUCCUGUGGUAGUCCAAAGAAACGGCAAAGUUCCACUUUCUGCGCGAAAGAGAAAUGGCUGCCAUCGCUGCAGGCGCCGCGAGCCAGGCCCCGCGCUCCCCCGCCAGUCUCGCCUCCCUCAGCCUUCAGCAGCUCGUGGGAGUGAAGGAGCAGCUCGACGCAGAAGUUCAGAACUUGUCGGCACAUCUGCGCACACUGCGCAUGGCUAGCGGCCGCUUGCAAGAGGCGCGAGAGGCGCUGUCAAAGUUCGCGAGUCCUGCUGAAGCGACUGAAGAAGAAGACCAGGCUGAAGUCCUCGUGCCUCUCACGAGCUCUGUCUACGUGAAGGGCCGGCUGGUAACUCGCAAAAAGCUCCUCGUGGACGUUGGAACAGGUUUCCUCAUCGAGAAGAACUGCGAAGAUGCCAAGAAAGGUCUUGACAGAAACGUCAGCAUGGUGAACGAACAGGUCGCGAAGGUGGAGAAGAUUUUGCCUGAGAAGCAGCGCCAGUCUGAAGCCGCGCAAAGCAUGAUUCAACAGAAAUACUUUCAGCAGCAACUCAUGCUGCAGCAACAAGUCCAGCAGAGCGGCGGUCAACCGGCACCGAAAUAAACAGUGUACUGAGUUGCCGCGUUCCAGAGUAUGUCCGUAUUCUUCUGCUGCCGAGAGUCGAUGUGUGAGCUGGAAAGCCGCGCAGUUGAACUGAAGUAGAAGUGAAAAACCGGAUGCGAUCUGUGCUGGCUUUUCGGGCCUCCCCAGUGCGUGUGGCUGCCUACCGGACACCCAGCUACCGACUUUCUCGGCGUUUCUGCGCGUGUCAUCUUGUCAGCGAAACCGAGCGACCAUAGACACUUGACUUUCCUCAGUUUGUUUCAGCGCGAUGCAUUUUUUCCGUGUUCGUCUGGAGUCGGUGUGGAGCUGCGGAACAUACCCGGCAACGGUCACAACAAUCGGGAAGACAGGCCGGGAGAUGUCAGGGCGUUGUCGUACAC
Molecule: messenger RNA, 1942 nt
Organism: Toxoplasma gondii ME49
Lineage: Eukaryota; Apicomplexa; Conoidasida; Eucoccidiorida; Sarcocystidae
Product: prefoldin, alpha subunit protein
Exons: 4
Coding region: 1026-1562 (178 amino acids)
Biological process (GO): protein folding; regulation of DNA-templated transcription
Cellular component (GO): cytoplasm; prefoldin complex
Source: RefSeq, a predicted model, not a curated record